Molecule: messenger RNA, 1346 nt
Organism: Monodelphis domestica (gray short-tailed opossum)
Lineage: Eukaryota; Metazoa; Chordata; Mammalia; Didelphimorphia; Didelphidae
Source: RefSeq, a predicted model, not a curated record
AGCAGUCCAGCGAGCAGAGCUGAGCUGAGCUGGUGGCCUCCCAAGAAACCCCCAGCCACUUCUGCCCAAGGCCAGAGACGCCCCAGAGGAAUCUUCCUCCGACCCAUCUCUUGGGCCGCAGCCGGGGGGCGCGGGGGAGAGGGACAGAGUCUCAGGUGAGAGAGACUCAGACAGACAGACAGAGCGCUCAGCCCUUCCGCACCCAACACCGUCUCCUAAGACCGACAAGACUCUUGGCGUCUUCAUCUAACCGGAGAACCACAGCCCUUGAUCUGGGCUCCGCUCUAAGGCCGGCCCUUUCUCACUCACUCCCACCUUGGAAAGAUGGAACCCCAGGAGAGCGCCGUCCAGUACAGCCGAUGGAACAACAGCCAGGAUGAGGUCAGCAUGAAUGUGUCGACCCCAGAGAGCUCAGGCUGUGAGCGGGUCUACAAUAAACUAUGCACCCGGAAGCUGGGCAUCGCUAUGAAGGUGGUAGGCGGAAUCGUUCUGUUCUGGGUCAUCUUCAUCAUCGGCUACAUCACUGGGUACUACAUCCACAAGUGCAAGUAGCACUUGUCUGAGCCUGCUGGACACCUUUUCCGAGGAGCCCUCCACCCACCCAGAGACCUCUUACUACCUGGCCAAGACCAUCAGGCCAAGGCUGCCCCCUGGGGGCACAUACACCUAUAGAGAUAGACACACACACACAUAUACACACACAACGGGACAAAUAUAGACACAAAGACUCUUUUCAGAGAAAGAGAGGAUAUGCUGAAACAAAUACAGAGGCAGACACUGGAUGAGAGAGAGCAACACAGAUACACCAAGCCAAAACAUUGGCCUGCAAGAGACUAGAAAGAUGAGACACAUACUCUGCUACAGAUACACAGAGAUGCUAAGAGACAGACAUACAAUUAGGCACAUACAGGCUAAUUUACUGAAAGACAGACUCAGAGAAACAGACACACACUAACAACAGAAACAAAUCUCUUCUCUCCUGCCCCAGGAUAGAAUUCCAGACCAAGCCAUCCAUAACCCAGCCCUCCCCUGCCACAUUCCAGCCCCCGCACACUCAGUUAUUGAAGCCCAGGAUGGCAACUCUCAUUCCCACCCUCCUUGGUCACUCCUGUUUCUCCUCACCAACCCGAUAACUUCUCCUUUGGACCUGUGGCUACCCUCAGAUAGCCAGAAGUCCAAGAAAGAUGAGAGAAGCCAGGAGACAGUUUUAUCCUUCAGAAACCUUCCCAGGGAUGACUUUUGUUCAUGGCUACAGUCAGCCCCAGAGUCCCUAUGCAGUGUCUACCCAUCCCUACCCCAUAUUUGGUGAAAGCAGGACCUAGAAGGGAGAGAACCAUUUGGUUGGU